AACAGUACAUGCGUGAGAAAAAAAACUGAAGGGCUAACUUAUAAAAGAGCAUGUAUGUGCGAUAACAGCGAUUGAAGGAAAACUCAUAGUGAGCCGAGAUAACUGUGAGAAGAAAUUGCAAAAGAAGACCUUACAGCUGUGAUUUUGUGCCUAACAGAACAAAAAAAAACUAUAGAUCACUGAUUACUACUGUAGUUCUCUGAAUGGUGACAAUGAGAUGUUUUCAACUUAAACAGGUUUUUUAAUAUCAGCCUUACCCGUUUUCACUGUUAUUGGAUCCUUUGUAGAGUGUUUCCUUGAUGAAAUGAUGAAAAGAAAAUUCAUCGUAGGCUUAGAUCAAUGCAAGAAGAAAUCACAAAAGAUGGACUUGCAGCUGUGACAUUGUACUCAAAAGAUUAAGCCAGGGUUAAACUGAUCACACAGAGGAUGGUGACAAUGAGGUGUUCUCGUCAACAGUUUGUCGUUUGUCUGAUUUCGGCCUCGGCCAUAUCCGUGUUUUCUCUUGUUACCCAAUUUCUGGUACUUUUCCAGAGCAAUUCCUAUACGAUCAAGAAACGCUGCUCAGGCUAUGAGUCGUCGGAGUUUAGUAACAAAAUUCAGCAUAGAACUUUUAAUAAGGUGACCUACAAAGAUUAUCUAGACAGACCUUCUGCAGAUCUUACAAGACUUCAAAAUGAAUGGAGGAUAGAUGCAACACUAUUCAACAAUUUCCCGAAAGAGAAAAGGUAUCUAACCAUAGGAAUUCCAACGAUCAGAAGAGUAGGCGACGAAUAUAUCAUGGACACGAUCAAUUCUUUAGUAAACAACACACGGCCAGAGGAACUCAAAGAUAUCUAUAUUGUGAUUUUUCUAGCAGAUUUUAAUGAGACUUGGAGAGAAGACAUUAGUGGAAGGUUAAACGAAUCUUAUCCACAACUCAUUUCAUCAGAAACUUUAGUCGUGAUCAGCUCCUGGAAAUCAUUUUAUCCGAGCCUGGAGAAUCUUAAUCAUACAUAUAACGAUAACUACAGCAAAAGGAAAUGGCGUUCCAAGCAAAAUGUUGAUUAUGCUUUCAUUUUCUUAUACUGUCAGCAUUUGUCCAUUUAUUACAUGCAAAUGGAAGACGAUAUUUACACAAUACCCAAUUAUCUUAAAGUAAUAAAGGAUUACAUAUCUACGAUGAACUUUCAAUGGACAUGUUUAGAGUUUUCAGAACUUGGGUUUAUAGGUAAACUUUAUCAUUCAUAUGAUCUUGAAAAGCUAGCUAAGAUUGUACUGUUAUUCUAUGAAGAGCAACCCUGUGACUUUACAUACUUAUAUUUUAAUACUUUAAUGUUACAAUUCCAACGUAUUAUACAUCGUCCUACUAUAUUUCAACAUGUUGGCUUGAAAUCAUCUCUCCCAGGAAAAGUCCAGCCAUUGAAAGACAGAUUUUUCGAUAAUAUGGAGAAAACGUACAAAGGAGAUAACCCUCCCGCAAAACUGUACACAAAUUUGGUUGUACAAUCCUCUUUCACCCCAGAGUCCGCUUACUUUUUGGAACCUGGCUAUUUUUGGAGUAAAAGUAAUGGAAAAAGAGGUGAUUGGUUUACCGUAGUUUUCGAUGAUCCCACAAGGGUCAAAAAGAUAAUUAUAGUUACCGGAUCGCGCGAACAUCCAACAGACAAAAUCGAGCACGGCAAACUACAGGCAAGCCUAAGUUUGUUGAGUAUUGAUCAAUCUCAACCAAAAUGUACGAACGAUAUUGACCUAGGAUAUUUAACAGGCGGAGUUUUAAAAGUGGACAAUUUAACAUCAAUUCUAGGACCUUUCAGAAUACACUGCCUGAGCAUCAUUUUAACCGCCAAUCAGGACUGGUGGAUUAUUAUAAAAGAAAUUGCUGUAUUUGUUGCUGAUUGAUAUACAUUAUAUGUUAUUAAUGUCUUUCACUUAUAUAAAGGAACUAAGUGUCAGCAAACACAUUUUAACUCAAACCAACACCUACAAAAGUUAAUGUGUCAGUUGUCAAACGUUUUUCUACAUCAAACAUUUGACCACCAACAUACUGUAAGUUUUUGAAAUAUUUAAAAGACAUUUGAUUGCUUACAAACAUUUGAUUCUGAAGACAUUAUUGAUUUUUCUUGUAUUUAUGAUAUCUCAAAACAGACUGAAGUAAUUUUUCAUUUAGCGAUUAUUGAAUUGAAACUAGAUAUAGAAUGAAUGUAUCUGUCAAGGACUCAAAUUUAUGAAAUGUGCUAUUGUCUCAAGUCUUAAAAUUAAAUAACUUCUUUACAUGCUUUUUUCAGAUCAUAUUUAUAUUUUACAACGUUAUUUAAUAUAUAUCUUUACUGAUUCUGAAUUUCUCAAAAAUUAACGAACGGUUGCAACUUGUAUAGUAGUAGUUAUAUAUGCACAGAAAUUUGGUAAGACACAAUGUGUGGAAUAUAUGAUAUAGUUUUUGUAAUGUUCAAAGCUACAGAUUAAUUUUUCUAAGUUCCGGUGGACUUGCUGUAAACGUGUAAAUAUUGACCAUAUCUGGUCAUCAAAGGUAGAUCUGCUUUUGACAUUAAAGAGAAGGCCGGCUCCCCUUGUACAGUUCUAUAAAUAAUUUUUACAUCAUUGAAACGCUCACACCUUUUAUUAAGACCUUUAAAGUUUCAUAUCGUUUAAAUUUCAAAACUUUUUUCUAACCUUUUAUAAUUUAUCAUAUGUUCGACAGCAUUUAAAUCCAUUUACAAACCCUUUUUAUCAACGACUCUGUUAUGUGUGACCAAGAAUGAAUUAAUUUAACACAAGCGAAAAUGACAAGUUGAAGACUGUUUUUCUGUACACUUUGUUCUUGUCAGUUCAUUGAAUUCAUUGAUUCAAUGCUGUAAAAAUAUAUGUGAGAAAUACAUGUAUCCUUCUCAUACCAUGAUCAAAUUGUUUUAUAUACUUUAACCUAAUUACACCAGAAGAAUGGUCUCAUACAUGUAUAAACGAUGGGAACUUUUGAAGUAAAUAAACGAAAUCUCCGUAUAGGAAAAGAAAACGAUAAAUGGCAUGCUUCAUGAGCAUGAAAACAAAAUGAAAUCAUUUGGUUUUGUUCUCCAAAUGCUUGAAAUUAUUCAAUCUGCAUUCUUGUAUCUAUUGAAACAUACUAAACUUAAACUUAAUUUUUGGUUUAAAAAAAUAUACCUAAAUUGAUGGUUGAUUUGGAGAAACAUUUUAAAACCUUAUUUACUUUGUUGGUUUUUUUUAUCUUAUUGCAAUCUUACC
Molecule: messenger RNA, 3216 nt
Organism: Magallana angulata
Lineage: Eukaryota; Metazoa; Mollusca; Bivalvia; Ostreida; Ostreidae
Product: alpha-1,3-mannosyl-glycoprotein 4-beta-N-acetylglucosaminyltransferase C-like
Exons: 5
Coding region: 427-1878 (483 amino acids)
Biological process (GO): protein N-linked glycosylation
Molecular function (GO): acetylglucosaminyltransferase activity
Source: RefSeq, a predicted model, not a curated record